AUGGGUCGUUGCAUCGCACUUGUGUCGUUGCUGUCGUCGUUACCUCUGCUGGUCACAACGAACAACCUUGUUGGUGCUUCGUCAUGCCCUGAAACAUAUACAUCGUCAUCAUCAUCAGCAGCAGCAGGAGGAGGAGGCAGAAUUACGACUACGUUAGACUUUGACAGCCCUCCGGCAAUCGAGAGCGGUUCAACUUUUGGUAGUGUCCGAAGCUACUGUGGCUUUGACUUCAGGCCUCCGCCUUUGGUCGUGGACUGUGCCAACAGUGAAUGCUUUAUUCCAGGAAAGGAGUCUGUCCUCUUCUUUGACAAGCCAACGACCAUUGCCCGCACUGAUCGGGGGACGUUCUCGCUGGAGAGCUUUCAGUUCUAUAAUCACAAUGCAUCUGUCACAGAAUUACACUUCUCCUUCACAACGCAGUUCUCCCAAACGGAAAUUGGUCCCAUUCCCCUUCCAUUUUUAUCUGAUAACGGAGAAGAAGCUCAACUCAUGCCGCAGUUUUUCGACAUGUCCAACGACAUUGCAUCAGUGACGUUGAUUCCAACGUGUCCGGAUGGUUUUGCGUUCUCAUUGUCCAGUUUGAAGUUUUCCUACGACACGCCCUGA
This is a messenger RNA of Cylindrotheca closterium, 606 nucleotides long. NCBI's taxonomy places the organism in Eukaryota, Bacillariophyta, Bacillariophyceae, Bacillariales, Bacillariaceae. The record is from the annotation of a GenBank genome assembly.